Ruditapes philippinarum (Manila clam) is the source of this 1271-nucleotide messenger RNA. RefSeq names its product G-protein coupled receptor GRL101-like. The record is from RefSeq and is a predicted model, not a curated record. Gene Ontology annotation, molecular function: G protein-coupled receptor activity; protein binding. The transcript has 2 exons. NCBI's taxonomy places the organism in Eukaryota, Metazoa, Mollusca, Bivalvia, Venerida, Veneridae. Gene Ontology annotation, biological process: G protein-coupled receptor signaling pathway. Gene Ontology annotation, cellular component: membrane. The coding region runs from base 9 to 1271 and encodes 420 amino acids.
AAACAACAAUGCAUCAUUGUCCUGGAGCCUACAAAUGUACCUCUAGUAAAAUGUGCAUCGAUCUUAAUGAGGUAUGCGAUGGACACAGACAUUGUAUUAACGGAGAUGAUGAGAUAUUCUGUGAAUUCAAAUGUCCAGCAUUUUGUGUCUGCACUGGUUUAAUUGUUAAAUGUUCGAAAGGAAAGAAAAUUUCGGCAUCUAAUCUGAGAAAAUUUCCAAGAUUGACUCGAUCGCUAGAACUGAGGAAUAUUCAAACUGAUAUUCUUUUACAAUCCAAUGUGUUAAAUUUUCCUUUCCUGUACAAUUUCAACAUGUCAGAGUCAGGUUUAGAAAAUAUUGAGAUAAAUAGCUUUGCUAAACUUUCAAAUUUAAAAAUUCUUGAUUUAAGCCACAACAGUUUGUCACAGCUAAAAAAUGGUAUGUUUUCUGGUUUGCAAAAUUUACAAACAUUAAUACUCGAUGGAAACAAAGAUAUAAACACGUUAGAGCCCUUCACAUUCCAACAUUUAAAGUCUAUCCGUGCGUUGCGUAUAACUGGGACAAAAUUAUUUGCCUUAAAAUCCAACACAUUUGCUGGUUUAAAUCUUGACAUACUUGAUUUAAGAAACAACAGAAUUAAGAUCAUUGAAGAAUUUGGUCUUGGAAAUCUUGCUGUUAUUCAUAUUCGUUUCCAAGGAAAUGAUAUCGUUGACUUUCAUAAAGGGGUUUUCACCGGUGUUUCCUCACUCAAGACUUUGCAUUCACCAGGAUACAAGUUCUGCUGUAUAAGACCUAACUAUGUAUCUGAGAGUAAUUGUCUACCUACGAAAGAUGAGUUUUCCUCAUGUGAAGAUCUGAUGAGGGUAUCGGCCUUACAAACAAUGCUUUGGCUGAUAGGAUUAUGUGCACUGCUCGGAAAUAUUUUGUCAGUGAUAUACAGAUUGAUAUUUGACAAAGAGCGCCUACGUCUUGGAUAUGGUAUUUUUGUAACAAACCUUGCUGUAGCUGAUUUCUUGAUGGGGGUGUACCUUAUGAUCAUAGCCGUGGCAGAUGCUGUUUUUAGAAAAAGAUACAUUUUCAUGGAUGACUAUUGGAGAAAUAGUGUAUGGUGCACAUUUGCUGGGGUACUGUCAACUUUGUCCUCCGAGGCUAGCGUAAUGUUCCUUUGCCUUAUUACCAUCGAAAAUUUUUGUUUUUUAAAUUCCCUUUGGAAAAUCCCUUUUAAUACCCGAAAAAAGGGUUUUUGGGAUCAAUUUUCGGUGUUUGGGUUUUUGCUUUAUCAAUUUCACUAG